Messenger RNA from Hippocampus comes (tiger tail seahorse), 5821 nucleotides. It is a transcript of the gene cadpsb, whose product is annotated as Ca2+-dependent activator protein for secretion b. The transcript has 31 exons. Gene Ontology annotation, biological process: positive regulation of exocytosis; dense core granule exocytosis; synaptic vesicle exocytosis. The record is from RefSeq and is a predicted model, not a curated record. Lineage: Eukaryota; Metazoa; Chordata; Actinopteri; Syngnathiformes; Syngnathidae. Bases 797 to 4702 code for a protein of 1301 amino acids. Gene Ontology annotation, cellular component: glutamatergic synapse.
AAAUUUUUGUUUGGUGGUGUGAUGUGAGUUUUUUCUUUUGUAAAAUAAGCGCUGGGGAACACUGCUGAAAUCGCCAUGGAAACUUUUUGACAUUGAUCAUGUUAUGUCAUGAAACAUGCAGUUUUGUCUGUGCAGCUUGUACGGUUUCAUUAGGAUUCUAUUUUCUGUCAGGGGAUGUCAUCCAAAGAGGUUAAUUUGCCUCUUCUGAUCUUUUUUUUUAUUGAUAUGGCCCCAAAAUAGGUUUCAGCAUUACGCCCGCCGUGCAUGCAGUGCCGUGCACUGCUCUGACUCUUAACUGGCCUGACCGUCAAAGCAUUUCCUACACGGCAGCCAUUUUAGGUGUACCGCCGCUGCCUCCAGGAAGCCGAGACGAGCAUCAUUCUCUACUCUCCGUUCAGGAUCCGGGACAAAUUCGCAAAGCGCAUGCGAGAGGAAAACGUGGAGGAACGUCGCCUGCUUUUAUUUCACGCCCUCCAUCCCCCCUGGUUUAAGCCCCUCCCCUCCUUCCCCCCCUCGCAUCCGCAGCAGGGACUGGCCAAUAAAAGAGAGAAAACACGUAAGCAUCGACGCGGGCUCGGCGCAAGCGGAGGAUGCUCAGUGGGAAGCGGCAAUCAUCUCUCAGCACCGCUCGCACUGUUCACUUCCUCCCAAGCCACCGAGUGCAACCUGGGCCUCUCCACCGACCCGACCCCGACUCUCAUUCAUACUGCCGCCGCACUCGAGGUGAGGAGGGCGGGGGGACCUAAUUAGGAAGGUCAGGCUCCUUUAGUAGGAAGGUCAUCGCCUCAAGAGUAAGAUGUUGGAUCCGUCGUCCAGCGAGGAGGAGUCUGACGGGAUAGUGGAGGAGGAGAGCAAAGAAGUGAUGGCCCCUCAGGCCGGAUCCCGCAUCUCCCCGAGUAGGACCAGCGAGAGCUCCGGCGGACUUGCGCCCAGCAGCGGCCGCAGCAGCGCCCGACCGACCAGCCCGAGCCCGUCGGCCGCCAGCGAAGAGAAAGACGACCUGGAGAAGCUGCAGCGCGAGGAAGAGGAGCGCAAGAAGAAGCUGCAGCUUUAUGUGUUUGUCAUGCGAUGCAUCGCCUAUCCGUUCAACGCCAAGCAGCCCACAGACAUGGCGAGGCGACAACAGAAGAUAACCAAGCAGCAGCUUCAGCAGACCAAGGAUCGCUUCCAGGCCUUCCUGAACGGCGACACGCAAAUUGUGGCCGAUGAAGCCUUCAUCAACGCCGUGCAGAGCUACUAUGAGGUGUUCUUAAAGAGCGACCGUGUGGCUAAAAUGGUCCAGAGCGGCGGCUUCUCAGCGAGCGACUUCAGGGAUGUGUUCAAGAGGCACAUCGAGAAGCGUGUCCGCAGCCUCCCGGAGAUCGACGGCCUGAGCAAGGAGACGGUGCUCAGCUCCUGGAUGGCGAAGUUUGACACCAUCUACCGCGGCGACGAGGAUCCGCGCAAGGCGCAACAGCGUAUGACGGCCAGCGCCGCCUCCGAGCUCAUCCUGAGCAAGGACCAGCUGUACGAGAUGUUCCAGAAUAUCCUGGGUAUCAAAAAAUUUGAGCACCAGCUUCUUUACCAAGCUUGCCAGCUGGACAACUUGGACGAGCAGGCUGCACAGAUAAGAAGAGAACUGGAUGGUCGUCUUCAGAUGGCCGACCAGAUUGCACGGGGAGGCAGGUUCCCCAAGUUUGUGUCCAAAGACAUGGAAGCUAUGUACAUUGAGGAGCUCAAGUCUUCAGUGAACCAACUGAUGGCCAAUCUGGAGAGCAUGCCCGUGUCGAAGGGUGGAGAGUUCAAGCUCCAGAAGCUGAAGCGAGGGCACAACACCUCCAUCAUCGACAUGGGCCAGGAGGAUGAAAACACUCUGUCCAAGUCCGAUGUGGUCCUGUCCUUCACUUUAGAGGUGGUGAUCAUGGAGGUGCAGGGGCUGAAGUCUCUGGCUCCCAACAGGAUUGUCUACUGCACCAUGGAAGUGGAGGGAGGAGAGAAGCUCCAGACUGACCAAGCGGAAGCAUCCAAGCCAACCUGGGGGACCCAAGGGGACUUCACCACCACACACCCUCUGCCUGCUGUCAAGGUGAAACUGUUCACCGAGAGCACCGGCGUGCUGGCACUGGAGGACAAAGAGCUGGGCAGGGUUGUCCUCCACCCGACUCCGAACAGCCCCAAGCAGUCUGAACUCCAUAAGAUGACCUUGACCAAGGCUUGCCCCGACCAAGACCUCAGGAUCAAACUGGCCAUUCGCAUGGACAAACCCCAAAACAUGAAACACUGCGGGUAUCUGUGGGCUUUUGGGAAGAAUGUCUGGAAGCGCUGGAAGAAACGUUUCUUUGUUCUUGUGCAAGUGAGUCAGUACACAUUCGCCAUGUGCAGCUACAGAGAGAAGAAGUCCGAACCACAAGAGCUUCUGCAGCUGGAUGGCUACACUGUGGACUACAGCGAUCCGCAGGCAGGCUUGGAUGGCGGAAGGGCUUUCUUCAACGCGGUGAAGGAAGGCGACACUGUGAUCUUCGCCAGCGAUGACGAGCAGGACCGCAUCCUGUGGGUCCAGGCCAUGUAUCGCGCCACCGGCCAGUCCCACAAGCCCGUCCCGCCCACUCAGGUCCAGAAACUUAAUUCCAAAGGGGGUGCCUCGGCUCAAAUGGACGCUCCCAUCUCUCAGUUCUCUGGACUCAAGGAUGCUGACAGAGCUCAGAAACAUGGCAUGGAUGAGUUUAUCUCGGCUAACCCCUGUAGCUUUGACCACGCCUCGCUUUUUGAGAUGGUGCAGCGGCUCACCUUGGACCACAGGCUCAACGACACCUUCUGCUGCCUGGGAUGGUUCAGCCCGGGCCAGGUGUUUGUCUUGGACGAAUACUGUGCCAGGAACGGCGUCCGAGGUUGCCACAGGCAUUUGUGUUACCUGCGCGACCUGCUGGAGCGGGCGGAGAGUGGCACCAUUAUUGACCCCACUCUUCUGCACUACAGCUUUGCGUUUUGUGCCUCCCACGUGCACGGGAACAGGCCAGACGGGCUGAGCACCGUCAAAGUGGACGAGAAGGAGCGAUUUGAAGACAUCAAGGAGCGGUUGCGUGUCAUCUUGGAAAACCAGAUUGUAAAUUUCAGAUAUUGUUUCCCCUUUGGCCGUCCGGAAGGUGCACUGAAGGCCACGUUAUCUUUGCUGGAGAGGGUGCUGAUGAAGGACAUUGUGACACCAGUCCCUCCAGAAGAAGUUAAAGGGGUCAUCCGCAGAUGUUUGGAGCAGGCUGCUAACCUCAACUACCAACGGAUUAAAGACUAUGCUAAAAUUGAAGGGAAAAAGAGGGAAAUGUUUGAGCACCCUGUCUUCUGCUUGGCGUCUCAAGUGAUGGAUUUAACCAUCCAGAAUGUAGGCCGCUUAGUCACCCCUGCAAAAAAGCUGGAGGAAACCAUUCGCUUGGCGGAGUUAGUCAUUGAGGUCCUUCAACAGAACCAGGAGCACCACGCCGAGGCGGCAGUCACAAGCUCUGCAGAUCAAUCGGGAAAAGAGGCGUUUGCAUGGUGGACCGACCUCAUGGUGGAGCACGCCGAAAACUUCCUGGCCCUCUACGCCAUCGACAUGGACGCCGCUCUGGAGAUCCAGUCGCCCGAGAGCUGGGACAGUUUCCCGCUCUUCCAGCUUCUCAACGAUUUCCUCCGAACAGACUAUCAUCUGUGCAACGGAAAAUUCCACAAGCACCUUCAGGAUCUGUACGCUCCUCUGGUGGUUAGAUAUGUGGAUCUGAUGGAGUCCUCCAUCGCACAGUCAAUUCACAAGGGCUUUGAGCGGGAGUCUUGGGAGCCUGUAAACAACGGCUCCGGCACAUCCGAGGACUUGUUCUGGAAGCUGGACGCCCUUCAGACCUUCAUCCGGGACCUCCACUGGCCCGAGGAGGAGUUCGCUAAACAUCUGGAGAGUCGCAUCAAGCUCAUGUCGAGCAACAUGAUCGAGAACUGCGUCAAGCGCACCAGGAUGGCGUUUGAGUCCAAAGUGGCAAAGAGCAGCAAGUCGACAGAUUUCCGCAUUUCUCCGACAUUAUGCACCAUGUUCAAUGUGAUGGUGGACGCGAAAGACCAGUCGGCCAAACUGUGCGCCAUGGAGAUGGGUCAGGAGGCAAACAAAGAAAAAAACAAAAAACAGUUCCACUCGCAAAUCGAUGAACUGAUUGAGGAAAGUGUGCGGGACAUGAUUCAGCUCUUGGUGGCAAAGUUUGUCGCCAUUUUGGAGGGAGUUUUGGCAAAGAUAUCCAGAUACGAUGAAGGCACGCUGUUCUCCUCGUUCCUCUCGUUCACGGUGAAAGCUGCCUCUAAGUACGUGGACGUACCUAAACCCGGCAUGGACGUGGCUGACGGCUACGUGACCUUUGUCCGCCACUCUCAGGACAUGCUGCGUGAUAAGGUCAAUGAGGAGGUGUAUAUAGAAAGGUUAUUUGAUCAAUGGUACACUGCCACCAUGAACCUGCUGGGCACUUGGCUCACCGAACGCAUGGACCAGCAGCUGCACGUCUACCAGCUCAAGAUCCUCAUCAGGAUCACCAAGAAAAAGUACCGUGACUUCCGCCUGCAGGGCGUACUGGACUCGACCCUGAACAGCAAGAUGUACGACACGGUGCGCAACAGGCUGACUUUGGAGGAAGCCACGGCUUCGGUGAGGGAAGGAGGCAUGCAGGGCAUCUCCAUGAAGGACAGCGAUGAAGAGGACGAGGAGGACGACUAGAGGCCAUGCACCGCGCCCCCCCCCCCACCCCCACCCUGCCCUUAAUCACACUUUUGACUUUAGCCUGGUUAACCGAUGCAUGUACCAAACUCAGAUAGCCACUCUAGGACCUCUUUGUCAGCUCGAAAUGCCUACGAAGGAACUAUAAACGAAUAAUAAUAAUGGGAAAAAAAUAAUUGUGCUUAUACUGAGGAAACACGAUAAAAGUGUUGAAAAAAAAUAACCAGUGAUUGGCAGUUUAGCUGUGUCAUAAUAAAGAUAGCACCGAUUCAUUCAUUUCAAAAUUCAUUUCUAUGUGUUAGUAAGCAAUAUGGAGAAGCAUUUGAGUGAGAUUAAAUUGUGCGUGCGUGCGUGUGUGUGUGUGUGUCCCGUCCCUCCGUCCGUCCAAUGCAAACUACGUACGUAUAUGGCGCUUCUUUGUCGUACUCUCCAUUCAUUCAUGGUACAUUGUCGUGUGUGUGUGUAUGUGUGGAGCCUCUCUUUGUCUGUUUUCAAGUGAACGCCAACUGCUUCGGGAGUGACAAACAAGACCCCUCUGUCUUUUGUUGACGGCUCGUCUUUGACACGCGUUGACCUUCGACCUUCAGCCUCACCACGAGGGGGUUCGAGAGAUGCAAUACUCUCCAUUCUCCCUCCAUUUUGAUAACCCGGGAGAUUCUAUUUUUAUUUCCACAUUCAAAGAGGGGGGAAAAAAAAGAUGUCUUGAAAACAGGUUCUAUUUUAAUUGAUUUCCACUUUUACAGAGAAAAAAAAGCGAACAUGAUUUUUUUUUUUUUUAAAUGAAUGACAAAAAAAAAGUUGGUCUGUGUUUGUUGUGUAACUGUGUGGAAUGAGAUGUCUGGCUUGGGUCUCACUGUUGUUCUGUAUAUAUGAUAUAAAUAUAUAUAUAAAUAUAAAAUGCUGUACAUUGCAUUCUGAGCCAUCGCUUGCAUGCCUGUGGGUUCCAACAAUUUCCAAACACUUUUUUUGUUUGUUCUCUCUCUCCAGUUUUCUGUGUCAUUUAGCUGGUGGAUUCAUUCUUGCUUUUUUUUUGUUUGUUUUUUUUUUGCUUUCUGAACGCCAACAGUUGUAAUAUGCAAGAGCUGUGGCCGCCGAAUAAAAGUUACUGUACAUGUGUCA